Molecule: messenger RNA, 3573 nt
Organism: Prorocentrum cordatum
Lineage: Eukaryota; Dinophyceae; Prorocentrales; Prorocentraceae
Source: the annotation of a GenBank genome assembly
CGCUCCGCGGCCCCAUCGCGGUUUCCACCUACAGCUCCAUUGGCAGUGCCCACAUGGCGGCCCCGCCCCAUACCGGCAGACCAUUUGCAUUCUUCAUUUCACCAUCUGAGAAGCGUCUAGCUGCGGAGGCGAUGGCGACAUGCUCGGCCCCUCGGCUUCCCACAGGCGCAGGGCGUCGUGCCGUUCACGGCCAGCCUCGGCAAGACAGCUGAGGACCUCGAGGCCCUGGCGGCCAGCCUCACCGUGGGCGCCAGCCCCACAGGUCAAAGAUGCCCCUCAGCGAGAUGUUACUGGCUCAGGCCCAUACAUCCUGACAGCAUGGUGCGCCUUUUUCUCGACAUGGCCGUCAUUCUCGUUCUUAUAUUUGAUUCCGUCAGCGUGCCAUACCAGAUAAGUUUCAACCCUGACGUCACGGCAAGUUUCUGGCUCAUUGGGAAUUUGAUGACUUUGUUGGUUUGGUCGUUGGAUUUGUGUGCCGGUUUUUUUACCGGCUAUUACGACAUGGGCGGGGUAGUCAUGAACGUUCGGAAAAUUACGAAGCGCUACCUCAGCUCGUUCUUUAUCAUUGACCUGUUGACUGUUGGUACCGAUUGGCUAAGCAUGACAUUCAACCUCCUCAUUAUAUCUGGCAGCACCCUGGUGGACGGGAACGGUAACAACACCACCUUUCUGAAGCUGUUCCGCGUGCUCAAAUUAAAUCGGAUGAUCCGACUUGUAGGGGCUCUGCAGAGCGGAAAGUUCGGCCAACUGCACGACCGGCUCAUCAGUUGGUCUUGGCAGCUCGGCGUGGAUCGCCAAUUGCAGUUUGGCGUGAGCGUCAUGUACCUCACGUUCGCAGUCUUGUGGUUGAACCACAUCGGUUGUUGUUUCUGGAAUGCGAUCUACGACGAGGGGGUCCGGAAGUGGGAGGGGCAGGCAAAAAUAUUUGGCGAGGACCCCGCCACGGAUACGGAGAGCCAUAGAUCCGACAUGUGGCAGUAUUGCCUUGGUUUUUGUUGGUCUAUGACCUCCAUGGCGUCGGGCUCAAGCAUAAUGAACCCGACUAACAUGACCGAGCUUGUGUUCACAAUCAGCUACGUGCUCUUCGGUCUCCUCGUCGGCAGCUCGCUCAUUUCCUCGCUGGCAGCCAUGCUGCUGGACCUGCAGAUGAACAGCAAGGAGAAGAGGGACAGCAUCCGGCGGCUGCGGCAGUACCUGUACCAACAGGGCCUGGAGGUGGGCCUCUCCCUCGCCGUGGAGAAGGAGGUCGUGUCCCGCAUUUCGCAGGAGAAGCGCCUUGGGGCCAACGAGGUGGAGUGCCUGGCCCUCCUGUCUGCAGCCAUGCGCUCCUCCCUCAACUACGCCAUAUACUGCAAGCCGCUGAGGCAGCAUUCGUUCCUCGGGGCAUGCGACGUCCUUGACAGGUCGGGCGUGUUUACCAGGGAGCUCUGUGAGUAUGCCGUUUGUCACGCUACCGUUAGACCUGGGCACCCAGUGUUCACGCACGGCGAGCAUUGCGACGGACCAUUCUAUAUCGUAUUGGGCGAGCUUGAGUACCUGUGCAAGGCGAGGGAACCUGACGUGGUGGUACAGUCCAAACGGGCUUCUAAGGGCGAGUCGAAGGAGCAGCAUGUGACAGUCAAGACUGGCCAGUGGCUAUGCGAGAUGGCGAUCUGGUUGGAAUGGAAGUGCAGGGGCUCGCUGGAAGCGUGCGUGCCGAGCGAGUAUUUCCAGCUGAAGGCGGACGUGCUGUUACAGAACCUCUCGCAGUCUCAGGACCUGGCGUUCAUGGCCCGCGCGUACGGGGAGGCCCUGUGCAACGCGGUGGAGACCGAGGAGAGCGAGCCGCUGACCGACCUGCCCCUGAAGGAGGAGCUCCACCAGAGCGCCGUGCUCUCCAUGCCGCCGCAGGGCCGCAGGGGCAUGUCCGUCGCCGCGGUGCGGCUGCUCGAGUCGGAGCAGGGCAGGCACCGCCUCACCUUCGGCCGCUCCCCGCCGAUCCCGAAGCUGAUCGAGCAGGUGGAGCAGGGCAAGUGCGACCUCGUGAUCGUCCAUGGCCAGGUGGUCCGCGUGGUGUCCGUGGUGGUUCUUCGGCUGGAGCGGCACGUGCUCGGGCCGGACGGCAAGAUCGUCAGGCAGCUGCUCGCCCAGCUCGGCAAAAGCCUCGUGGCCGACGACGCGAAGUGCCAGCUGCCGGGCGGGAAGGUCCGCGCCGGGGAGCUGCCCGGCGACGCGCUGGCGCGCCUCCUCGGCGGGCAGCUGUGCGGCCUGCGGGGCGCGGGUCUGAGGCAGGAGGAGCUCGCGAAGGUGGACGGCGUCAUCGAGCUCACGGAGAGCGCGGAGUCCGGGGCCGACGAGCUGCGGGUGUCCUCGCUUGCAGACCUGAUCGUCAGCAGCGUCGUCCAGAUCGAGCAGGAGCGCGGAAAGCAGUCGGAGGUACGGACCGUGACCGGGAUCGACCGGUUCGCUGGCCAGAUUGAGCUGGACAGGCCGUUGAAGCACCCCUACGCGGCCAGGUCGCGGGUCACCAAGGCGAGCGGCUCGAGAAGCUCGAGCGAGUACGGCGUGGAGACCAAGUACAUCCUGAUGGCAUCUUCUGCUGCGGCCUCGACGAGCGAGGGCAGAGCCUGGCAGCUCCAGGCGAAUGGGUGCGCCCGCUCGUGCGCUGCGCCCGCUCGCACGUGUUCUCCCACACGGUCUCGUUCGGCGGCCCCCGGUCGCCCCUCGGCGAGGCCCCGCAGGACCCGACGGCGGACUACGAGGCGGGGGGCCGAACAGAGCAGCAAGUCACAAGACAGCUCGCUCCGCUUGGGCCCCGCCAGCGCAAACGGCGAGCACACAUCGGGCUGCGCAUGCCAGUCGAUUUGGCAGGGUGUGGACCGGAGUUUGUGCUUGGCCCGCUAAUUACGAACCAAGGCAUCUCGACUGGGCGGCGAGUCGCGGGCGACGAGGUGUCUGCAUAUUGCCGAGGCCGCGUUUUUUUGGACGGUCAGCGCCCCGCCCACGGGGAGAGGCCAUUUGAAGGAUUUCCUCUCCUGCUCCCCCGCCUCAGUUUCGUCAUCCUGGUCAUCGUUCUUCUCAUCGUCGUGGUCGUCGUCCUCCUCCUCCUCCUUUUCCUCCUCCUCCUCCUCCUCCUCCUCCUCCUCCUCCUCCUCCUCCUCCUCCUCCUAUAAUUUGAUCCACGUGCAUACACCUUCGGAUUCGCAUACUCAGAAUGUGUAGUUUGCAUGGACGGCGAGCCUGCCAUAUUGAGUACACCGAGGCGCACAAACAAAGCCUUGGUGUACCCACCACCAUGGCAUACUCAGGCGGAGGUGGGUCGCCAAAGUGAUGCGUGUGCCGAGUCGCACCUAUCGUGGUGGUCGCCGCCUUUGUGUCCCUCGUGGUCAGAGUUCCUGUGGUAGCUCCGGGCGCGCUCGGCGUCGGAGCCUGCAUUGCGUUGGUCGCCGAUGGCCAGUUCGUCGCGGAACGGCCCGUUGGCUCCUCUCGGCAUCGCCAUGCCCUUGCCAUUGGCCGACGGGGGUUGGCCAUGAUUGUCGUUGCUUGCUGAACCAAUGUAUCAGUGGUUCAAGGAUGGGGUCCUGAAGGACGGGG